CUGAGUAUCUAUCUAUAUUGUAUUGUAUGCAUAGUGCAUUUCGUUUUAUUACAUUUACGCCUUAAACUUUAGACACGUCCGAUAAACUAUUCCGAGCACUAGCAGCUUCAGCGAAUCCAUACCCAGUCUCACCGCCUUAUUCCAACUAUUCACGCUCAUUUCGUUUAAUCACAACUUCUUAUCCAUAAACUACGCGCGUUAUUGCACGUCAAACUCCCUCCAUACCUUUCGCAUCAUCUCAACCGUCAGUUCCAUUGCUAACCUGCUCAAUCAACGGUGAAAAACGUUUCUAAUCAUGGGACCCAUAUAUAUGACCUACGAUUCUUCUUCACUAACCGCAAUUCUAUAUUUCUUGGAAACUUUGCAAAACGCGAUUCCUUCCCUCCAAAGAUGAAGCAUUCAGCAUUGUGUUAUGUCGUUCGGCGAGCUCUGGUCAGUGGCCGAAAUUGUAACUGUCACGGUUCGGCUGUUGUCAGGCCAUUUCUGGCGGCGAAAAUCCGACAGAGGAGCUUCUGUGUCGAUGGCGGAAACGGAGGGUUCUUUUAUUGGAAGAGAAUGAUGGCUUCGCAAGCGGGACCGUCAAUGCCGGAGGCGGAGAAAAAGGAGGAAAGUCCGCGAACUAAGAGUGGGAAGAGUGAGAAAAACGUGGUGGUGUCGAGUUAUUGGGGGAUUUCGAAGCCGAAGAUUAAGAGAGAGGAUGGGACAGAGUGGCCUUGGAACUGCUUCAUGCCACGGGAUACUUAUAAAUCAAACAUGUCCAUUGAUUUGACUAAGCAUCAUGCUCCAAAAAACUUUAUGGAUAAAGUCGCUUACAAGGGAGUGAAACUCCUCAGAAUUCCCACAGAUGUGUUUUUUAAGAGGCAGUAUGGUUGUCGCGCAAUGAUGCUUGAAACAGUUGCAGCUGUCCCUGGAAUGGUAGGAGGAAUGUUGUUGCACCUCAAGUCACUCCGUAAGUUUCAACAAAGUGGUGGUUGGAUCAAAGCAUUGCUUGAGGAAGCGGAGAAUGAGAGGAUGCACCUAAUGACUAUGGUGGAACUUGUGAAGCCGAAAUGGUAUGAAAGACUGUUGGUUCUUGCUGUACAGGGAGUUUUCUUCAAUGCUUUCUUCGUACUUUACAUACUCUCCCCAAAACUGGCUCAUAGAGUUGUUGGGUACCUUGAGGAGGAAGCUGUACAUUCCUACACUGAGUAUUUAAAGGACAUUGAAAGUGGUGUAGUUGAAAAUGUUCCUGCUCCUGCCAUUGCAAUAGACUAUUGGAGGCUUCCCAAGGAUGCCAAAUUGAAAGAUGUAAUAACAGUCAUUCGUGCGGACGAGGCUCACCAUCGAGAUGUCAACCAUUUUGCUUCUGAUAUCCACUUCCACGGUAAAGAACUGCGGGAGGCACCGGCUCCUCUUAGUUAUCAUUAGGGCAUUACUGCCGUAUAUUACCCCUUUAGCGAGCAUUAAGAAACCUAUAAGCACCAAUGUUUUAAUUGAUACAGAAUUCCUGUAUUUUAAUCAUACCUUUGGAUGACAGAUAUAUGACAUAUACUGAUUAUACUAUAUUUUGUAACAGUGAGUACGAGAAGCGUUUUCACGUAGUAGAUGUGACUUUGACUUUCACAAAUA
Molecule: messenger RNA, 1608 nt
Organism: Cicer arietinum (chickpea)
Lineage: Eukaryota; Viridiplantae; Streptophyta; Magnoliopsida; Fabales; Fabaceae
Product: ubiquinol oxidase 2, mitochondrial-like
Biological process (GO): alternative respiration
Cellular component (GO): mitochondrion
Molecular function (GO): alternative oxidase activity
Source: RefSeq, a predicted model, not a curated record